Messenger RNA from Rotaria sp. Silwood1, 252 nucleotides. NCBI's taxonomy places the organism in Eukaryota, Metazoa, Rotifera, Eurotatoria, Philodinida, Philodinidae. The record is from the annotation of a GenBank genome assembly.
AUGUUAUAUUCAUUGUGGUAUUUUUGGCAUCGUAUUGCACUCUGGCCUUUUGCUCGUCAGUACCGUUGUGAUUGUAGUUCUAGUGGUGCUGUUACUACUACUGAUGAUGGUUUUGAUCGUCAUCGUAAUGGUUGUCGUGUUAGUAUUGCUCGUCCUAAUAGUUGGUUUGCUUGUGGUAAAAAUAUUCAUCCCAAAAAAAAACAAAGAUGUUCAGUAAUUUUAUUUGAUUCUAUAUUUGAUGAUCUCGUCUGA